CCUGUUGUUGAGGUUGAAUUAUUUGGCCAUCGAAUGUGGCACAAGGAGAAGAAGAGGCGAAGGAACCCUUAAGAGCAGCUUCCGAUGAGAUCCAUGGAGCAUUCCGAAGAGGCGAAGGAACCCUUAAGAGUUAGAGCAGCUUCCGAUGAGAUCCAUGGAGCAAUCCGAAGAGCGGAGAAGCUUCCGAUGAGAUACAUGGAGCAAUUCUUAGACAGCAAGCAUUAGCUCCCCUUGCGACUUCAUAAAAAGCCUUUAGGUUGUUGGUUUCUCUUUCUAUACGCUAAUUCUUUAUUUCUAACAUUUUUGGAUUGACAGGAAACUUUCUUGGAGGAGCAGUUAGUCCAACUUCUUGAGCAGCCGAGCCAUUUCUUAUUUCAUCCAACAAGGGAUUGAAAAAGCGGGCUUAUAUAUAUAUAUAUAUUGAGGAGAUAAGCGUGAAUUCCACAUACUCUGUGCUUCAAUGGAUGGGGUUGAUGAGAACCACACAAUUCAUCAACACUCGUUGAUUCGUCAAAACAGAGAGAUUGAUGGAAGUAGAAGAUUAAAGGGAAGAGAAACAAAACCAACAGAUUGAGUGAUUGACACAACGGAUGGAGAGACUAAUGGAAUUUGAAGGAGAAAUGGGGGGGAAAGAUCUGCGAAAAAUUAAGCACCGGAUGCAUGAUCACCCGCUGGUUCUCAGAGAAUCACUCCAAGGCGGCGGCGGCGGCUGCUAUAACGGUGGAAGUGACGAAGUUUACUGCAAUGGAUGCGAGGAGCCAAUCUCUUCUUCAUCAUCAGGAGCAGGGGGAGGAGGAGGCGCUUUCUAUGCUUGCCCCAACUCCGAUUGCAGGUUUUUGCUUCACAAACGGAGUGCAGAAUUGUCCCCUGAAAUAAAGCAUCCCUCUCACCCGGAGCACGCCCUCACUUUGCCUCUCUCUCCGUUAUGGGGUAACACAUGCGAUGUCUAUCAUUCCACCAUCGACGGAUUACAUUACCGUUGUUCCGACUGCGACUUCGAUGUCCACGUACGCUGCGCUUCAAUGGCGCUCCAUAUCCAGGACAGGGUCGAUGAGAAUCUUUUGGGUAAUUUGGAGGGGAAAGAGCUGCUAAUAAUUAAACACCCAAGCCAUGAUCACCCACUGGGUCUCAAAGAAUCACUCCAAGGCAGCGGCGGCUAUGGUGGUGGAGGUGUCCAAGUUUACUGCGAUGGAUGCAGGGAACCAAUCUUCUCUUCUUCUUCUUCUUCUUCUUCUUCUUCUUCAUCAUCAUCAUCAUCAGGAGCAGGGGGAGGAGGAGGAGCUUUCUAUGCUUGCCCCAACUCCGAUUGCUGGUUUUUGCUGCACAAACGGUGUGCAGAAUUGCCCACUAAAAUCGAGCAUCCCUCUCACCCGGAGCACGCCCUCACUCUUUCUCCCUUUCUCUUAUAUGGUCGUGAAUGCGAUGUCUGUCAUUCAGAAAUCGACGGAUUCCUAUAUCGCUGUUCCAGCUGCCCCUUCGGUGUCCACGUACGCUGCGCUUCAAUGGCGGUCCGUAUCCAGGAUAGGGUGGAUGAGAACAACGAGAUUCACCAACACGCGUUGAUUCCCCUCGAGAAGAAGGCGCAGUUCCUGUGCGAUGCUUGUGGUAGUGAACAUAAAGGUAAAUCCUAUCUCUGUCCCACUUGUGGCUUCUGGGCCAAUCAGAUUUGUGCUUCUGCUCCAACCACCAUUAGCCUCCGCAGCCACCCUUACCCCCUCACUCUCUUCCGUUCUUCUCGCUACUCUAUACGGAACUGUAAAAUCUGCAAUAAGAGAAUGAACAUAGCGUAUUGGGGCUAUCGUUGCUCGGAGGAAUGCAAGUAUUUGGUCCAUCUGGGUUGCUUGUCGUUGGAGGAGGCUGAGAAUUCCAACAAGGAUAUCCAAACAAACCUUCGUUCAGAAUCAACGAGCCAUCAAAUUAAGAUACCCAAGGAUCCUAAGGAAGCGAUUAUUUCCAUCACUUGGCCAAUGCCGAAUGAAUCUACUGAAUUAAUAACCCAGUUGAUCAAGAAUCUCAGCUUACAAGGAACGCAUAAAAGAGCCACCAAUCUCCUCCGUUGCAGAGAAGGCCACCAGUUGAUUUUUGUCAACAAGAAAAUUGAUGAAUCGAAUGAUGACCAACUAUGUGACGGUUGUGCACAGACCAUCUCAUCUCAAUUCUACCAUUGCGCUCAAUGCAACUUUUCUCUUCACGAGUGGUGUAUUGCGUUACCUAAUAAACUACAACACAUAUCUCACCCAGAACACUCAAUGCAACUUUGUUCCCUGUUUGUCGUAACUGUCAAUUGCCCAGCAACGGGUUCGUCUUUGGCUGCUUCACUUGUGACUUCUACCUUGAUCUCAAAUGUGCUUCACUUCCGCGAUUAAUCAAACACCAAGCUCAUGACCACAGUCUUGCCUUGAAGAGGAUAAAAUACGCAGGUUUCUGCAAUGCAUGUGGAGCAGAUUGCUUUGCAUUCUCUACUUGUUUUCGAUGUGAAGCUUGCGAUUUUAGGUUGUUCUUCAAAUG
Messenger RNA from Diospyros lotus (date-plum), 2508 nucleotides. RefSeq lists its product as uncharacterized. The record is from RefSeq and is a predicted model, not a curated record. The transcript is spliced from 3 exons. The coding region runs from base 591 to 2366 and encodes 591 amino acids. NCBI's taxonomy places the organism in Eukaryota, Viridiplantae, Streptophyta, Magnoliopsida, Ericales, Ebenaceae.